AUGUACACGCCUGUAAGCGAGUCUGAUCCAAUGCUUGUAAGCCCUCGAGAUGGCAAGGAUCACCCUUCGAAUGCUGCUGUCAAGACUCUUCGUCUUGAAGCUCCAGCACCUAAAUGUAACGAUGGUAUUUUCGCCUUUAUUUUCCUGCUAAAUGUCACUAUUGUAGGCACUUUAGCCUUUUGGAAAGGAGUACCUGCUUUAAAAGAAGACAUGGGUAAAAGUCGGAGUGAUGGUCGUGUUCCCCAAGGGCAUUCCAUAGCCUGGACAAUGAUUGGUCUAUUGUGUCUCAUUGGACUGGCUCUUUCAUGUACAUGGAUGAAACUCUUGAUGACAUAUGCAAGUUCAAUGAUUAGGGUUGCACUUUGGUUAAAUGUAGCCAUGGUGGUAAUCUUUGCCAUUUCGACACUAUCUGUCAAUAUCUGGGCAGCUCUUGUCUUUUUCUUUUUCGCUGCAAUUAAUGUCUGCUAUAUUUAUCUAGUACAGAAUCGGAUUGGCUUUGCAUCUGCCAAUUUAAAAGCAGCAUGUGCAGGGUUGCAGCAACAUUCUGCAAUUUUUGGAUUGGCUUUUUUUCUCGUGAUCCAGCAACUUGCUUGGAUGUUGUUAUGGGGUCUUGCAAGUUUAGGAAUGCACCGGAUUUUUAUGGAAGCUGAUCCAAACUGUGAUCGAGAAAUUGAACUUGCAAGUCGUGGACGGAACCAUGGAGGACUUUGUGUCGGAUUUCCAGCUUAUGCAGCUUUAUUUUACAUGCUCGUGAGUGUCUAUUGGGGUCAACAAGUAUUGCAGAAUAUUUUGACUUGUACGACCGCAGGGGUCAUUGCAACGUGGUGGUAUCAGCCCAAUUCACAAAAGGCGACAUUGGGAGCACUGUAUCGUUCGGUGACGACAAGUUUUGGAUCCAUUUGUUUCGGGUCAUUGAUUGUGGCGGUUCUUCAAGCAUUGAGAACUAUGGCGAAUACGGCUAGACGUCGUGCUAGUGAGGAAAAUAAUGGGGGACUGGUGUGUUUGGCGUGUUUGGCUGAAUGCAUAUUGAGCUGCCUGGCGAACAUUGUGGAAUACAUAAACCAAUGGGCGUACGUGUACGUUGGUGUGUACGGCUACCCGUUCCGCACAAGUGGGAAAGCGGUCAUGGAUUUGUUUACUAACCGUGGUUGGACGGCGGUGAUUAAUGAUGACUUGACGUCAAGUGCACUUUCGUUUGGGGCUUUGGGCGUUGGUGUUGUGACGUGCUGUAUUGGACUUCUUAUGGUGCGUUUUUCACCUGUGGAGUGGUUUACGGCUUUGGGCUCUCGUAUGGGCGUAUACGGAACGAUGGCCUUGAUCGGCUUUACGGUGGGAAUUAGCAUGGCCUUGAUCCUGGCACAUGUAAUCAUUGCCGCUCUUCACACCAUCUUUGUUUGUUUCGCGGAGGACCCAGUUGCGUUUAACCGCAACCAUCCAAAGGAAUACGAAGACCUCGUGGCUGGUUGGCGUCAGUUCCACGGGGAUGCGUUGCUGUCCGCUUAUGGAGGAUCCGUCUAA
Messenger RNA from Peronospora farinosa, 1518 nucleotides. Lineage: Eukaryota; Oomycota; Peronosporomycetes; Peronosporales; Peronosporaceae. The record is from the annotation of a GenBank genome assembly.